Messenger RNA from Girardinichthys multiradiatus, 2055 nucleotides. RefSeq names its product decapping exoribonuclease (gene dxo). Gene Ontology annotation, biological process: nuclear-transcribed mRNA catabolic process; NAD-cap decapping. The transcript has 7 exons. Gene Ontology annotation, molecular function: mRNA 5'-diphosphatase activity. The coding region runs from base 158 to 1420 and encodes 420 amino acids. NCBI's taxonomy places the organism in Eukaryota, Metazoa, Chordata, Actinopteri, Cyprinodontiformes, Goodeidae. The record is from RefSeq and is a predicted model, not a curated record. Gene Ontology annotation, cellular component: nucleus; cytosol.
UUUGGAAUAACAUCCGGAAAUUACGUACAGUUUGUUUUGUAGCAUGUAAUGCUAGUUAGCAGUCCCGCUCAUUUAAAAUCACGUUAGCGACCUUUUCUGGACCCACAAGAUAUAAUAAAUUACGUGCAUUUUGUUCGCACUCUUUUCUGCAACAGGAAUGGACCGGCACAGAUCCCGCAGCCCCGUUACCAGCUCCCAACACCACUAUUCACCAAACAAACGAGGAGAUAACAGGAGAGCAAAACACUGUGACGCUGCACACUUCAGACCCACAAAUCACCACUGGCACCAGUCCAGUGCAACUCCAGAGCAAACCCCACCCAGGUCCCAGACAUUAUGCACAAGGAGGGAAGCGUAUGAGAGAGCCUUUCCGUUGUACAAGCAGCCUGUGGAAGUGGGCUGUUUCUCCCUGGACUCUCAGCGUAGGUUUUUCAAUGACAGCAGGCAGAUGAGAUACUACGUGGAACCUGACAGAAGUCCUAAUUUUGAUCUGAGCGACGGGUACAGGGGACGUUAUGUGAAAAGGGACGAAAACGUAAAGGAAAAGCUGGACCACAUUCUGCGGUGGAUUGUAGCCAACAGAUCAAAGCUGAAAUCCAAACUGUCCCCAGACGCUUCAUGCCUUCUAGACUUCGACUUUGUGACUUGGCGCGGCCACCUGACCAAGCUGCUCACUACGCCGUAUGAGACCAGCGAGGGCUGGUUGCUGGCUGUGACCAGGUUUAACGGCACGCUCUACAUCAGCGAGGUGGAGACCGAAGCUGCUCACAGAGAACGAGAGAACCGCCCUGAGAGGAACCAGGAGAUGAUGUACUGGGGAUACAAGUUUGAGCAGUACAUGUGUGCAGAUAAAACGUACAGUGAGCCUGACCCCAGCGGAGUGGUCAACACCAACGAGGCCUUCUGCACUGUGGUCCAGACCCGACUCACAGAUCACAAACUUCUGUUCUCUGGCGAGGUGGAUUGUCGGGACAAAGAUCCUGAUGCUCCACCUCCUCCUGCCUGUUACGUGGAGCUGAAGACCUCUGCAGAGAUCUGCACUCCCAAACAGCGCAGCAACUUCCACAGGUUUAAACUGUUGAAGUGGUGGGCCCAGUCUUUUCUCCCUGGAGUUCCUCGGGUGGUUGCAGGUUUCAGGGAUCAUGAUGGGAUUGUUGUUUCUGUGGAGACUUUUCAAAUCUCCAAGAUUUCCCAGCUCAUCAAGAAUGAAUAUAACUGCUGGAAGCCAACAGUUUGCAUGAACUUCUGCUGUGAUUUCCUGUCUUUUGUAAAGCAUGAAGCUACUGAAGACAAUCCUAGUGUGGUGUACCUGUUUUCCUGGGAACCACACAAGGAUGUGACCUACUCAGUCCACCGGGACUCCCAGUAUUCCUUCCUGCCCGACUGGUACAUUAAGGAAAUGACUUGUUCUGGAGAGUAACACCAUCACCUUUGACGUUACCAAUGGCCAUCCUCUGUGCUGUCUGGAAAAGUAGGAUUCAAGUAUUUUCUAGAUGUUGAAGAUUAAAAACCUCCAGAUUUAUUUCCUUUUCCACCAUCAGUAAGUUGUAUUCUCUUAACUACCGCCUCUAAUUUUUGCAAUGACAAUUGUGGAAAAUAACAUUUUGUAUUUAUAUUUCUGAAAAUAAGUAAAAAAAAAAAUAAUCAGGAUUUUGAAAUGAAAAGUGCAUAUGAACUCUGAACCCUGAGGUUUUCUUUGACAGAAUACAAAAGUUCACCAAAUGUCUCCAAUAAUUGCUUCAUUUUCUGAGGAGCUUUUUAAUCAAAAACAUUGUUCUUUGUUUCAUUCAUGGCAAUUUAAAAUAACAGUCUGUAAAUGAAUAAAAAAUGUUUCAUAGAAUUUAUUGUUCCCUUAUAAUAGUAACCUUGAGUUAGAAAGCAUCAGGUUAAUGAAGUGAAAUAAAAAAAAAAGAUAUUAAAUUGUAAUGAAAAAAAAAUACAUCAAAUAAUCAAAUCAUUAUUUUCUUUCUUUAAAAGUAUUUCAUGUAAACCUAUGUUUAAGAUUUUUUUUAAAUAAAUAAAUAAGACAAUAACUGACACUUAUGGUGUAAUCUA